CAUUUGAACCAUUUGAACCAUUUAGUCUUUGCCUAAUUAUUGGCGCACAUUCCGGUCUGAACGUAACUUCUGGUUUAAAUUACAAAUAUUGAAGCAAUCUUGACUGUUUGGAAUCACUUUUAUCUCGGUUACGUUUUCAGAUAACAGGAAAAAAAUUGCCAAAAUUUAUUGACAGUUAAUUUACUUACUAAUGCAAAUUGCUGAAAAACGUCAGUUAGAAAAUGUUAACACUUUGUAUACUGCAAUUCAUAAACUCAAACAAAAAAUUCAGGAUUUAGUCAUCAAAGCGGAAACUCAAGGUGACCAAUGCGACUGGCCAAGAUAUCUUAGUACACUAGCGUUAUGUGCAUCGGAACUAAGUGAAAUUCGUAAAAUACUCGAAUCCGAUAGAUUUUCAAAUGAACAUACCCUGGUGCUUACACCAAUGUUGUUAAAUCCGGAGCAAGAUACUAAUUUAGCUAAAAUUACAGAAGAACGUCUUUCACUAUUCAAUCAUGAUACUGUACCUCAAUAUCUUCGAACUAAAUUAGAUCCAAAGGUUGAAAGUGAAUGUGCUAGUCAAUCCACACGAGCUGCUGGUAUACCGUCGGAGCAGGUGAAUAAAUUAAUCAAUUUAUCAAAUCGUGCGAUUGAUUGUAGCCUAAAAGAAGUCAAUUUAUUGAAACAAGAUUUAGAGGCUGAUUUUUCUGAUCGACAAAAUAAAAUCUCAUCAAAUUUAGAUGACUUAACUACCCUUAUAAAUAUCAUUUCUCAUAAAAAAGGUCCAAACACUUCUAAUUUAUAAUCGCCUUAAUCAUUAUAUUUUUGCUUUACCACAUACACUUUCAACAUCUUUUUGGGAACGUAACUCACCAGUGGUGAUCAAUGAUUCUAAGGAAGACAUAAUAAUUGCCUUUCCAUUUUCCUCGGUCGAAAAUAUCGCGAUCAUAAUCUAACAAAUAUAUUGUUGAUUUUUCA
Molecule: messenger RNA, 957 nt
Organism: Schistosoma rodhaini
Lineage: Eukaryota; Metazoa; Platyhelminthes; Trematoda; Strigeidida; Schistosomatidae
Source: the annotation of a GenBank genome assembly